Capra hircus (goat) is the source of this 7415-nucleotide messenger RNA. It is a transcript of the gene ABCC4, whose product is annotated as ATP binding cassette subfamily C member 4. Gene Ontology annotation, cellular component: plasma membrane. The transcript has 31 exons. Gene Ontology annotation, molecular function: ATP binding; ABC-type transporter activity; ATP hydrolysis activity. NCBI's taxonomy places the organism in Eukaryota, Metazoa, Chordata, Mammalia, Artiodactyla, Bovidae. The record is from RefSeq and is a predicted model, not a curated record. Gene Ontology annotation, biological process: transmembrane transport.
CAUGACUUUAGUCAAGGUACAUGGGAAAUUAUCAAAGUGAUCUGUUAUCAGCAUCAAGAACUUUGAUCUUUGUUUAGGCUGGAAGGGACCAGAAACUGCUGAGUUGGUAAGAAGGCCACACAAAUAACUAAAUACUUAUUGGGAGUCAAAGUUUCUGUUCAUUCAGUCCAAGUUACUCAUUCAGUGUAUUCUAGACACCCAUCCACACACACUGUCCAUCCACCAGACCAGGCUGAACUAUGCAUCCAAAUCAGAAUUCAUCAUUUAUUGAUUUUUAAGACCUUGGGCAAGUUCUGUCCUUAAGCCUCAUUUGUGAAAUGGGAUGAUAAUACGUAAUUAGGGCAUCCUUAUAGCUAGAGUUGGCUUUCCAGGUGACUCAGUGGUAAAGAAUGGGCCUGCCGAUGCAGGAGACCUGGAUCCUGACGAUCCCCUGAAGGGAAUGGCAACUCACUCCAGUAAUCUUGCCUGGGUAAAGCCCAUUGACAGAGUAGCCUGGAGGGCUGGCUACAAUGUAGGAAGCACAGAGUCAGCCCCACCUUUGCGACUAAACGAAAAAAAAGUCAGGUCAGGUCCUCAGAAAUGCGAACCAACUUGAUAUUUUGUGGCAUAUGUCACUGUUAAUCCACUAGGAACAGAGUACAUGAUGAAAGAAAUCAUAAGUGAGUCUCUCUCUCUGCAGAUUCCCUUUUUCCAAUCUAAGCGUGUGCUUCAGUCCUGUCCGACAGUGUACCACGGUAAGGACUGUAGCCCCCCAGGCUCCUCUGUCCGCGGGGAUUCUCCGGGCAAGAAUACUGGCGAACUGGGGGCAACUGGGUUGCUAUGCCUUCCUCCAGAGGAUCUCCCCCACCCCGGGAUCGAACCCCCAUCCCCCGCCCGGUCUCUUAGGACUCCUGCUUCGCAGGCGGAUUCUUUACCAAUAGCGCCACCUGGGAAUCCCUCACAAUCUAAAAGGGCAGCAAAACGCUCGCAGAGGUCCGUCCCUACACAAUGCAGCAACACGAGAUGCCAACAGCCUGUCCCCAGUGGCAACAUUCACUCAUCUUCCAAAAUCGUUCUGAGUUCUUCUAAUCUUGUUAUUUUUCUUUGGCUCUUGACGCUCUGCAAACAUAAUCUGUGCUAAACCGUGCUGUUGUCCGACGCCAAAGGCUUGGCCGCAGGUCGGAGGACUUCCCAGAGGACCGUAGUUUGGUACCAAGACGACAGGGUGCUUGGAGCUCCAACUGUUCACGCCUUCUGCCAGCUUUUCCAGGAUAUUUGCAAAACCGCAGUCGAAGGGGCGUUUCCGAGCAGCGGGGGGCGGGCAUUACGGCGCCUCCCCUCUCCACGUUCUGGGGCGGGGGGCGGGUACCCGGCUGGGUGCAAUAACUAAGGCCGCGUUCGCAGCCAGGUGCGAGCACGUGGACGCCUAGGCGCUGAGCCCCGCGUGCCGGGCGGUGCGUUUACCCUCCUCCCUUCGCCUCGCACCUUCGCCCGCCUCCGGGCAACCUCAGCCCAGGCCAACUUUAGGCCCUGCCGGCGCCCCCGCUCGCGGCCUGUGGCUCUGGGCUCCCGGCGAUCCGGCCGCGGAGCUUUGCCGGCGUCCUCCCGGCGGGCCCGGGAGGCGGCGCGGCCUUGGGAGGCGGGGACCCGGCCGGCCGCAGGCGCUCGGUUUCCGGAAGCCAGUGGUUCUCUGGCUCCCGCUGCGCGGACUGGCGCGGCGGCCUGAAGUCCAGCAUCCCGGCCAACACCUCCCGGAGCAGCAGGCGGCACCGACGCCUCAGCGGCCGGAUCUCAAACCGCGCUCGCCCCGGCCGGCAAGAUGCAACCGGUGUACCCGGAGGUGAAGCCCAACCCGCUGCGGAACGCGAACCUCUGCUCGCGCGUGUUCUUCUGGUGGCUAAACCCCUUGUUUAAAAUUGGUCACAAACGGAGAUUAGAAGAAGAUGACAUGUACUCAGUGCUUCCAGAAGAUCGCUCCCAGCACCUUGGAGAAGAGCUGCAAGGGUACUGGGAUCGAGAGGUUUUGAAAGCUGAGAAAGAUGCACGGGAGCCUUCUUUAACAAAAGCAAUCAUAAAGUGUUACUGGAAAUCCUAUGUAGUUUUGGGAAUUUUUACAUUAAUUGAGGAAAGUACCAGAGUAGUUCAGCCCAUAAUUUUGGGGAAAAUUAUUGGUUAUUUUGAAAACUACGAUCCCUCUGAUUCUGCUGCUUUGUACGAAGCCCAUGGCUAUGCCGGGGUGCUGAGCGCCUGCACGCUUGUCUUGGCCAUUCUGCACCACUUGUAUUUCUACCACGUCCAGUGUGCGGGGAUGAGGCUGAGAGUAGCCAUGUGCCACAUGAUUUACCGCAAGGCCCUUCGCCUGAGUAACUCGGCCAUGGGGAGGACCACCACAGGCCAGAUAGUCAACCUGCUGUCCAAUGACGUGAACAAGUUUGAUCAGGUAACGAUAUUCUUGCACUUUCUGUGGGCAGGGCCACUGCAGGCUAUCGUAGUGACCGCCCUGCUCUGGAUGGAAAUAGGAAUAUCAUGUCUUGCUGGGAUGGCGGUUCUCAUUAUUCUUCUGCCUUUGCAAAGCUGCAUCGGGAAGUUGUUUUCUUCACUCCGGAGUAAGACCGCAGCCUUCACAGACACCAGGAUCAGGACCAUGAAUGAAGUCAUAACUGGCAUCAGAAUAAUAAAAAUGUACGCUUGGGAAAAGUCUUUUGCAGACCUUAUCACCAAUUUGAGAAGGAAGGAAAUUUCCAAGAUUCUGAGAAGUUCCUACCUUAGAGGAAUGAAUUUGGCAUCAUUUUUUGUUGCGAGCAAAAUCAUCGUUUUCGUCACCUUCACCACCUACGUCCUCCUUGGCAACGUGAUCACAGCCAGCCGUGUGUUUGUGGCGGUGUCGCUGUACGGGGCUGUGCGGUUGACAGUCACCCUCUUCUUCCCUUCGGCUGUCGAGAAGGUGUCAGAGGCAUUCGUCAGCAUCCGAAGAAUCAAGAACUUCCUGUUACUUGAUGAGAUAACACAGCUCCACUCUCAACUGCCAUCAGAUGGUAAAAUGAUCGUGAAUGUUGAAGAUUUCACUGCUUUUUGGGAUAAGGCAUCAGACACCGCAACCCUACAAGACCUUUCCUUUACUGUCAGACCUGGUGAACUGUUAGCUGUGGUUGGACCUGUGGGAGCAGGAAAGUCGUCACUGUUAAGCGCUGUGCUGGGGGAGCUGCCCCCGAGCCAGGGGCAGGUCAGCGUGCACGGGAGGAUCGCGUAUGUUUCUCAGCAGCCCUGGGUGUUCUCAGGAACUGUGAGGAGUAACAUUUUAUUUGGGAAGAAAUAUGAAAAGGAACGAUAUGAAAAAGUAAUAAAGGCUUGUGCUUUGAAAAAGGAUUUACAGCUUCUGGAAGAUGGAGAUCUAACUAUGAUAGGAGACCGGGGAACCACCCUGAGUGGAGGGCAGAAAGCCCGGGUCAACCUUGCAAGGUAAAUGGGCGUGUAUCAGGAUGCCGACAUCUACCUCCUAGACGAUCCACUCAGCGCAGUGGAUGCAGAAGUCAGCAGGCACUUGUUUGAACUGUGUAUUUGUCAAGCCUUGCAUGAGAAGAUCAGAAUCUUAGUGACUCAUCAGUUGCAGUACCUAAAAGCUGCAAGUCAGAUUCUGAUAUUAAAAGAUGGCAAAAUGGUGCAAAAGGGGACUUACACUGAGUUCCUGAAAUCCGGGAUAGAUUUUGGUUCCCUUUUAAAGAAGGAGAAUGAGGAGGCUGAACCAUCUCCGGUUCCAGGAACUCCCACCCUGAGGAAUCGCACCUUUUCCGAGUCUUCGGUUUGGUCUCAACAGUCUUCCAGACCCUCCUUGAAAGAGGCCACUCCAGAGGGCCCAGACACCGAGAAUAUACAGGUCACCCUAACUGAGGAGACCCGUUCAGAAGGAAAAGUUGGUUUUAAGGCUUAUAAGAAUUACUUCACAGCUGGUGCUCACUGGUUUAUCAUCAUUUUCCUCAUUCUAGUAAACCUUGCAGCUCAGGUUGCCUACGUCCUGCAGGAUUGGUGGCUUUCAUACUGGGCCAAUCAACAGAGUGCCCUGAAUGUCACUGUUAAUGGACAAGGAAAUGUAACUGAGAAGCUCAGUCUGAACUGGUACUUAGGAAUUUACUCAGGGUUAACUGCAUCCACUGUCCUGUUUGGCAUCGCUAGAUCUCUGUUGGUGUUCUUUGUCCUUGUUAGUUCUUCACAAACUUUGCACAACCAAAUGUUCGAGUCCAUUUUGAGAGCUCCAGUACUGUUCUUCGAUAGAAAUCCAAUAGGAAGGAUUUUAAAUCGUUUUUCCAAAGACAUUGGGCAUAUGGAUGACUUGCUGCCGCUGACAUUUCUUGAUUUCAUCCAGACAUUUCUACAAGUGAUUGGUGUGGUGGGCGUGGCAGUGGCGGUGAUUCCUUGGAUCGCCAUACCCCUCGUUCCCCUUGGCAUUGUUUUCUUUGUCCUCCGGCGAUAUUUCUUAGAAACAUCGCGAGACGUCAAACGCCUAGAAUCUACAACCCGGAGCCCGGUGUUUUCCCACUUAUCGUCUUCUCUCCAAGGCCUCUGGACCAUCCGGGCCUACAAAGCUGAACAGAGGUUUCAGGAACUGUUUGACUCACACCAGGACUUGCACUCAGAGGCUUGGUUCUUAUUUCUGACGACGUCCCGAUGGUUCGCUGUGCGUCUGGAUGCCAUCUGUGCUGUGUUUGUCAUUGUUGUUGCCUUUGGGUCCCUGAUUCUGGCGAAAACUUUGGAUGCUGGGCAGGUUGGCCUGGCGCUGUCCUACGCCCUCACGCUCAUGGGGAUGUUCCAGUGGUGCGUCAGGCAAAGUGCCGAAGUUGAAAAUAUGAUGAUUUCAGUAGAAAGGGUGAUCGAGUAUACAGAUCUGGAAAAAGAAGCGCCCUGGGAAUCCCAGAAACGCCCGCUGCCGUCCUGGCCCCAUGAAGGUGUGAUCAUCUUUGACAAUGUGAACUUCUCGUACAGCCUAGAUGGCCCUCUGGUAUUGAAGCACCUGACAGCACUGAUUAAAUCAAGAGAAAAGGUUGGCAUUGUGGGAAGAACAGGAGCUGGAAAAAGUUCUCUCAUCGCUGCCCUUUUUAGAUUGUCGGAGCCUGAAGGUAAAAUCUGGAUUGAUAAAAUCUUGACAACCGAAAUUGGUCUUCAUGAUUUAAGGAAGAAAAUGUCAAUUAUACCUCAGGAACCUGUUUUAUUCACUGGAACAAUGAGGAAGAAUCUGGAUCCCUUCAAUGAGCAUUCAGAUGAGGAACUGUGGAAUGCCUUAGAAGAGGUGCAACUGAAGGAAGCCAUCGAAGAUCUUCCUGGUAAAAUGGAUACCGAAUUAGCAGAAUCCGGAUCAAACUUUAGCGUUGGACAGAGACAACUGGUGUGCCUUGCCAGGGCUAUCCUCAGGAAAAAUCGGAUAUUGAUUAUUGACGAAGCCACGGCCAAUGUGGAUCCAAGAACCGAUGAGUUAAUACAAAAAAAAAUCCGUGAGAAAUUUGCCCACUGCACAGUGCUAACCAUAGCACACAGAUUGAAUACUAUCAUUGAUAGUGACAAGAUAAUGGUUUUGGAUUCAGGGAGACUGAAAGAAUAUGAUGAGCCGUAUGUUUUGCUGCAAAAUAGAGACAGCCUGUUUUAUAAGAUGGUGCAACAACUGGGCAAGGCCGAGGCCGCUGCCCUCACUGAAACAGCAAAACAGGUGUACUUCAAGAGGAAUUAUCCAGAUAUUACUCACAAUGGCCAUGUGGUUAUGAACGCUUCCAGUGGACAGCCCUCAGCCUUAACGAUUUUUGAGACAGCACUGUGAUUCUACCAUGACGUCAAGUCUGUUCCAGAGGCAUUUUUCCAAUAGUUUUUGCACUGUGUAAACUACAUUUUACUUAUUUUUAUACCAGCAGCAGAUAUUUACACAUAGAAUAUGUUAGUCUAUUUGGGUUUUUUUCCUGCAACUUCACCCAGUGGUUUCAGGCUCCUAACAAAAUAUUGUUAUUUAUAUGUUAAUAGUAUUUUUUUCUUAUCUAAAUCAGAGGUACAGGCCACCAGUAAAAGCUGUCUACCAGGUUUCGUGCCUUAAAGAGACUCCAGAGCCAAAGCACAUAUUCUAAGGUGUAAGACAAAGUUGUCAUAGAUGUUUUUUACUGUCCCCAGACUACAUAUUCCUUUCCAGUUAUAUCAGGGAUUCUGUUUACUUGAAGACUUUGUGAAAGUUGCCAUUUUGCCUUACCACUUUCUUUAACAUAAGUAGGAUCCACUAUUCCCCACCAAAGACCUCUAGUUAAGCUAGUACAAAAUAGGGAAAACAAAAAAUACACUUUAGUUGAAAUUACAAUAGGAGGCAUUACGUAGGAGAGCCCUCCUCCCCAUCCCCCAAGAUAAAUGAAGGUCAGUAUUUCAUUAUAUCUUCUAAAAGAGAUGGAAGAGAAAGGAAUGCUUUCGGGAAAUUGCCAUUCUAUGGGGCUUGGAUAAUGACAGACAUGUGAGUGAUCAUAGAUCAGCUUCUAGAAUCCAUGGCUCUGACUUGAUAUACCUGUUGCAGUUUUAGCUUCAGCUUGGUGAUAUUUCUAAAAGGCCAUGCUGCUAAAUGAAAUUCCUGAGUAUGUAGUGGUGAUUUCAUCUGGAUUUCUCAUGACGACUGACCCUCUGCUGACAUAAGCCUUUUGGUUUAGCCAUCAUUGAAAUGUUGUCUAAAUAGGAUAGAAAGAGAGAACUAGAAAGUGAGAAAAAUAGAAAGCCGUUACCUACGUUGACUGUGUUUAUGCCCUGUGCUCUCAGGAUGCAUCAGGAAGGUUCACGUUCAUGAGCCUGCCCAGGUUAGUUUACUUCUGACCACUAAUUGCACUUUGUCUAGGUCUUUCAGAUCAGUAGAUCAACAAACCAGAAUACUUCUACGGCCUGCAGUACUUGAUUUGAGCUGUAGGUCCUUAGCUUUUCUCCAUGGUGGUGGGUAUGGUGUAUUGAGUUCAAGUUACUAAAGUUACUGCCCUGGUUUUAAGUGUACUUUCAUGACCUCUCAAUAACCACCCUCAAAUUGCAUAUAUAUAUAUGUGUGCCAUCUGAUAGCUGGUAUUUGGACUCUUUACCAGAGAAAAACAGAUAUUUCAUAGAAUCAAGCCUUAAAAACCACAUACUCGGCAAACUACCCAAAUACAUUGAGUGUAGUUUGUAUUUAGAAAUAAUACGGUUAAUGUUUAGUCCAAUAAUUAUAUAGUAGUCAGGGUUCUUAUUUCAGGAGACUGAAAUGACAACAAGGAUAAUAUUGAGGUUUGUUAAAAUAGUGGAAAUAUUUGAAAUGUAUAUGUAUGUGUUUAUUUGGUCUUUAGAGGUUUUUUGUUUUUUUCUUAAAGGCAGUUAAAUGUUUCUAUUUUAUUUCUUUUUUAAUGGCAUUAUAGACUUUUUCAAUGAAACAAAAUUUAGUUGAAAUAAAUGUUUUCAUCUCCAAA